CACCACCCGCGCAGAAGUUUUGUGACUCAAGAAAGCCAGCCACACUCGCACAAUACAUACAUUCGCUGACUUCGCACCCAUUCCUCACCUACACCCACGGCGACGAAAAGAAAAUAUGCCCAUGUUAAAAGAGCCCUGGAAGAAAUACAAAAAGUUCCAGCCCCUGCAUCUGCCGGAUCGACAAUGGCCUAGCAACACAAUUGACAAGCCGCCAAGGUGGUUGAGUACGGACUUGCGUGAUGGGAAUCAGAGUCUGGUGGACCCUAUGGAUGGCGACCAGAAAUGGCGAUACUUCGCAAUGCUCGUCAAGCUCGGCUACAAGGAAAUCGAAGUCUCCUUCCCCUCGGCCUCGCAGACGGAUUUCGACUUCACCCAGCGCCUCGUCCAGACCCCCGGCGCCGUCCCCGAUGACGUCUGGCUGCAGGUCCUGUCGCCGUGCAGGAAAGAGCUGAUACGCCGCACGGUGGACAGCUUGAAAGGUGCGAAGAAGGCACUCCUGCAUCUCUAUCUUGCCACCAGCCCGUGCUUCCAGCAGAUUGUCUUCAAUAUGAAUAAUGCGGAGAGCAAGGCGCUGGCCGUCGAGUGCACCCGCUAUGCCAGGAGCAUCACAAAGGACGACCCGAGCCAGGCCGCCACAGAAUGGGCGUACGAAUUCUCCCCCGAGACCUUCUCAGAUACCGACCCCGAUUUUGCGCUCGAGGUGUGUGAGGCGGUGAAGGAGGCGUGGGGCCCGUCGGUCGAGAACAAGAUCAUCUUCAAUCUCCCCGCCACGGUGGAGAUGGCAACGCCGAACGUGUACGCGGACCAAAUCGAGUAUUUCAGCCGAAAUAUCUCGGAGAGGGACAAGGUCUGCGUGUCGUUGCAUCCACAUAACGACAGAGGCUGUGCCGUUGCCGCUGCCGAACUCGCGCAGAUGGCCGGCGCCGAUCGCGUCGAAGGCACGUUAUUCGGUAAUGGCGAGAGAACUGGAAACGUCGACCUCGUGACCCUGGCCCUGAAUCUCUACACCCAGGGCAUCCACCCCGGCAUCGACUUCUCCGACAUCACGUCCAUAAUCGACAUUGUGGAAUCCAGCAACAAGAUCCCCGUCCACCCCCGCGCCCCCUACGGCGGCCAACUCGUCGUCUGCGCCUUCAGCGGCUCCCACCAAGACGCCAUCAAAAAGGGCUUCCAGGCGCGCAAAGCCGCCGGUGCAACCGCCGAAUCCCCUUGGCAAGUCCCGUACCUCCCGCUCGAUCCGCAAGAUAUCGGGCGCACGUACGAAGCCAUCAUCCGCGUGAACUCGCAGUCUGGGAAAGGCGGCGUGGCAUGGAUUAUCCAGCGCCAGCUCGAACUCGACCUGCCGCGUGGCCUGCAAGUCGCCUUCUCCAAGAUCGUGCAACGCGAGACAGACAUGUUGGGCCGCGAACUCAAGCCCACGGAAAUCACUAAACUAUUCGAGGAUGCAUAUCACCUAAAGCGCAACCCCCGCUUCAGCUUAGUCGACUAUGACAUCACGACUGACCGCUCGACCUCCCCGGCUCCACCGUCUGUGGGUAAGACGCAAUCCAACCGCAACCUCAAACGCCUCUUUUCCGGCGUGAUCGAGAUCGACGGACUUGAACACAAGAUUCGCGGAGUAGGCAACGGCGCGAUUUCGAGUCUAGCGAAUGCGUUACGUACGCUGGGGAUUGAUCUCGAUGUCGCGGAUUAUAAGGAACAUGCUAUUGGCAGCAGCAAGGAGGUGAAGGCGGCUACUUAUAUUGAGUGUACGGCGACGGGAAGUAGGCAGAAGGUGUGGGGAGUCGGGAUUCAUCAAGAUGUGGUGCAGGCGAGUUUGAUUGCGCUGUUGAGUGCCGCGAGUUCGUUUCUGUCUUCAAGACCUUCAACACCUAUCCCCUUCCGCCCCAAACGCUCGAAUACAAUGGAUAUCCCGAGUCCGGAUUCUUCGCCUACGAGGCAGGCGUACGCGAACACUCCUUCGAGUGGUGGGAGUCCGCUUGUGCAGAGGUUGGAGGCGAGUGUGAAUGGAAAUGGGAUGCAUUGAUUCCUCUCUCCCUCGCUCCCCUGAAAGAAGCCUAUUUCUAUCUCAUUCUGUCAUUACCGUUGCGACUAUACUUCUUAUUCUCAGGUUUGGAGUGAAGACUGAGACAGACGUUGUGAGGACUAGCUACCCUAAAAACCGUAGUUUGACUGGACUUAUGAGAACAGACAAAAAACUGACGGAAAAAGAAAAAAGAAAAAAAGAAAAGCUUUAUAGUCCGUUGCUGCCUGGAGUUUUCAACAAAUAAAAAAAAACACUCAACACCAAAAAGCAAUUGGAGCAUGUAUGCAGGAAAGUAUGGAUGGGAUGAAUGCAUUGAAGGCUGGGUAUGCAUGCGUGCAUGUAUUGGAGUCCUAAAAGUCUUCGAGUACGACCGAGUUUUGUUGCUUCCGGUUUCUUGUAUAUAGUUAUGACUUUCGGGGGUCGUGUUUUUCUAAUCAAGGAAUUACUUCGUUAUGCGCUCAUUUCUAUAUUAA
This is a messenger RNA of Lindgomyces ingoldianus, 2499 nucleotides long. RefSeq names its product 2-isopropylmalate synthase. Gene Ontology annotation, biological process: L-leucine biosynthetic process. The record is from RefSeq and is a predicted model, not a curated record. The coding region runs from base 116 to 2026 and encodes 636 amino acids. Gene Ontology annotation, cellular component: mitochondrion. Gene Ontology annotation, molecular function: 2-isopropylmalate synthase activity. The transcript has 3 exons. Lineage: Eukaryota; Fungi; Ascomycota; Dothideomycetes; Pleosporales; Lindgomycetaceae.